Molecule: messenger RNA, 372 nt
Organism: Hibiscus syriacus
Lineage: Eukaryota; Viridiplantae; Streptophyta; Magnoliopsida; Malvales; Malvaceae
Exons: 2
Coding region: 1-372 (123 amino acids)
Source: RefSeq, a predicted model, not a curated record
AUGAGUUCCCAGGAUUUUGAAGCAGCCAAGUUAAGAGAGGAAGUAUCCGAGAAACAGGCUGUAGCUGCCGCUCGCCGGACUAUGACUCGCAGUCAGUCCACGAUUAAGGAAAAGGAGAUCGCAGAACCUUUGGAUAAAAUAGGUAAUAAGGCGAAGCGCAUAGAUUUUAUACUGUCGAAGGCGACUGAAGCGGAGCUACAAAAGCAAAGAGAUGGGCAGCAGGCAACGACAUUGCUGAUAGCGAAGGAAGCAAAGAAGAAGCAGAGUAGAACUGUGGCGGAGGAAGUGUUUGAGAGGAUGGUGUUGGUGACUAACAAGAACAUGGAUGAUUCGUUGGUUGAAGCAAGGAGCGUGGAUGAGACCAUUGCGUAG